Molecule: messenger RNA, 1887 nt
Organism: Camarhynchus parvulus
Lineage: Eukaryota; Metazoa; Chordata; Aves; Passeriformes; Thraupidae
Gene: CRISPLD1
Product: cysteine rich secretory protein LCCL domain containing 1
Exons: 14
Coding region: 142-1755 (537 amino acids)
Cellular component (GO): extracellular region
Source: RefSeq, a predicted model, not a curated record
CCCAGGCGGGCGUGGCGAGGAGGCGGCGGCGGAGCGAAGCUGGCUGCGGGGAGAGCAGGCAGCCGCCGCCGGAGCGCCAGCAAACCUGGAAGAAAGACUUUGUCUUGGAGCUAACUCCUGAGCAUUUUGAGAUCAUUCAUCAUGAAGUAUGUAAUACAGGAAUGGCUCAGAGUAACUACCUUGCUAUUCAUAGCUCAAGCAGUUUCUGCAAUGGUUCUUCCCAAUGCCACGCUCUUAGAGGAACUUUUGGAAAAGUACAUGGAUGAAGAUGGUGAGUGGUGGAUCGCCAAGCAGAGAGGGAAAAGGGCUAUCACAGACAGUGAUAUGCAAAGUAUCUUGGAUCUUCAUAAUAAAUUACGGGGUCAGGUGUAUCCACCAGCUUCCAAUAUGGAAUAUAUGACAUGGGACACAGAACUGGAGAGAUCUGCAGAGUCAUGGGCUGAAACCUGUCUGUGGGAGCAUGGACCAGCAAGCCUUCUUCCAUCAAUUGGACAAAACCUGGGAGCACAUUGGGGAAGGUACAGACCUCCAACAUUUCAUGUCCAAGCAUGGUAUGAUGAAGUGAGAGAUUUCACAUAUCCCCAUCCUCAUGAAUGCAAUCCAUAUUGUCCAUAUAGAUGCUCUGGUCCUGUUUGUACACAUUACACUCAGGUUGUUUGGGCUACAAGUAGCAGAAUCGGUUGUGCAAUUAAUUUGUGUCAUAACAUGAACAUCUGGGGGCAGAUUUGGCCAAAAGCAGUUUAUCUUGUAUGCAAUUAUUCUCCUAAGGGUAACUGGUGGGGCCAUGCUCCCUAUAAACCCGGCCGCCCCUGUUCUGCAUGUCCCCCUAGUUUUGGAGGAGGUUGUAGAGAAAAUCUUUGUUAUAGAGAGGAUUCAGAAAGACCUUAUUCCCCCCGUGAACCAGAAGAGGAAACCAAUGAGAUUGAACGUCAGCGAUCCAAAGCCCAGGAUGCCACUGUGCAAAGCCGGCCAAGAACACAUCAACCUUCAGCCUCCACAGGCACAGAUGACAGUGAGAAAAAUGAAGUGAUAAGCACGCAGCAAAUGUCUCAGAUUGUUUCAUGUGAAGUAAGGCUAAGAGAUCAGUGCAAAGGAACAACUUGCAAUAGGUAUGAAUGUCCUGCUGGCUGUUUGGAUAGCAAAGCCAAAGUUAUUGGAAGUGUACAUUAUGAAAUGCAAUCCAGUAUUUGUAAAGCUGCCAUACAUUAUGGCAUCCUAGACAAUGAAGGUGGCUGGGUUGAUGUGACUAGGCAAGGGAGGAAAAAUUACUUUAUCAAGUCUUACAGAAAUGGUGUUCAGUCAAUUGGAAAAUACCAAUCUGCCAACUCCUUCACUGUCUCUAAAGUAACAGUUCAGGCUAUCACCUGUGAAACCACAGUGGAACAACUGUGCCCAUUUCAAAAACCAGCCUCACACUGUCCGAGGGUGUAUUGUCCUCACAACUGUAUGCAGGCAAAUCCACACUACGCUCGUGUAGUUGGUACACGGAUUUAUUCUGAUAUCUCCAGCAUCUGCCGGGCAGCAGUGCAUGCAGGGGUGGUCCGCAACCAGGGCGGCUACGUUGAUGUGAUGCCAGUGGACCAAAGAAAGGUCUAUGUGGCCUCCUUUCAGAAUGGGAUAUAUUCAGAAAGGUACAGAGCCCAUCUGCAAAGGUUACACUUUACUCGUGGCCUUGAUAAGGUCCACAGUCUGGCAUUGUGUCUGCUUGUAGCUGGGGCAGUGCUGGAAGCCAAACAAACAGGCCACCAGGGGUGAUUUACAGAGCUUGUGUAACAGCAGCUGCGGUGACUUUGGAGGAGCUGUGCUGGUGGAGCUGCCUGCCUCCUCUAAGCUCAUACAACAUUACCCUGAAAAGCUGCUUAUAAAAUAAAGUAAACCUCUUGUUUG